CGACCCCCCCUCCUUUUUUUUUUCUCUCUCUCUUAAUACUCGUUCUGUAUCCAUUAAUAAAAAUAUGACUGUAGAAACUAUCCCUAUUGUAGACUUUGCUGAUUACAAGACAAACCCAAACAAGGUUGCUCAAGAUGUCCUUCAAGCCUGUAAAUCCAUUGGUUUCUUUUACAUGAUCAAUCAUGAUUUGCCUCAGCAGGAUAUCGAUCGAGCCUUUGAACUGAGCAAGGAAUACUUUGAUUUACCUACUCAAGAAAAGCGUCAACACUUGAUUGACGAUACAAACCAUGGUUACUCUCAAAUAUACAGCGAAACAUUGGAUCCUGAGAACCAGAGACAAGGCGACCAUAAAGAGGGGUUUAACUUUAGAAACUUUAAAGAUGGUAAACCCUUUGCUCCACUUCCAACCUUGUUUGAAAAAAAUGUGGCCUUCUUGGACAAGUUCUCCAACGAUUGUCAUGCUACAGCACUUCAAGUAUUGGAGGCUUUUGCGAUUGCAUUAGAGAUUCCAAAAGAGAAAGGAGGUAAAGAAUUCUUCAAGGAAAGACAUCAACAGGAAGGUUCCGCUGAAAUUCUUCGUUUUUUGAAAUAUCCACGUGGGGGUGAAGCGGAAUACAAGGAAAUUGUACGUGCUGGUGCUCAUUCAGAUUAUGGAUCUAUUACGUUGCUCUUUCAAAAGGAUGUACCAGGCUUAGAGGUACAAGCAAGUCGUACAUCAUGGAUCUCCGCGCCUUUAAUCCCAGGUGCUAUCACAGUCAACGUGGGCGAUCAAAUGGAAAUAUGGACAGGUGGAUUAUUAAAAUCCACUAAGCAUCGUGUUACCUUCUUACCAGAACACAAUCAUCUGGAUCGUUACUCGAUUCCUUUUUUCGCUCAUCCCAAUGACAGUGUACCUUUACUACCUGUUCCUUCCGCUCUUGUAGAUCAAACAAUCACAGCUGUCGGUAGUGAUGGUCAUGUCUUGACUGCUCAUGAACAUUUACGUAGUCGUUUAGAUGCCACCUAUAAAUAAUUUUUUUUAAGGGGUAGCUUACCCUUCCAAUAACAAUAAAAAUGCCGAGAUUUAUAUGUACAAUGAGGGCGAAUAUACAAAUA
Molecule: messenger RNA, 1095 nt
Organism: Mucor mucedo
Lineage: Eukaryota; Fungi; Mucoromycota; Mucoromycetes; Mucorales; Mucoraceae
Exons: 6
Coding region: 65-1012 (315 amino acids)
Molecular function (GO): dioxygenase activity
Source: RefSeq, a predicted model, not a curated record